GUUGUACGUUUAAAGUGUGCAUUUUUUUUUAAAUAUAGUGGUUCCAAAGUUUACACGACGAUGCGGCUUCCCUUAGGAGCCGACCUGAUCUUAAUUCCAUUGUUACUUUAUGGUGUUAAAGCCUUUCCAGCAGGGGAAUCCAAAGAUAAUCCUUCAGCAGCAAUUGCUAAUUCAAUCGCUGGUGCUGGGGGAACUGCUAUUGCAACUGCUACUAAUGAUAAAGGCAUAGCUAGUGCUAAUGCUUUUUCUCUUGGAAAUGCUAAUUCUGACACAGCUCGAAAUCAGUUACUGUCCAAUCUAUCCCGACUACUUAAUUUGAACUUGAAUAAUAUAUCAAACAAGCAAAUUUCUGACUCAUCCGAAAAUGUGCCUGAAGAUUUGAUGUUUGAUAAGAAAAGAGAUAUAGGUGGGCAAAAACCAAACGAUAAUUCUCCGCCAAAUCUGAAUUCAAGAAAUUCUUCUCCAAAAGACACUACGGAUGAUAACGAUGAUAAAUUAGUAAAUGAUAAACCUGAUGAAAAUGGACCAGGACAAGAACAAAAUAAGAAUCCUGAUAAUCCGCAACUAGAAGAUUCAUCCAAUGCGACAACAAAAGAAGAAACGAAUGCUAGUAAAGAUCAAGAAACUGAAUCAUCUACCUCAAACCAAUUCACAACAGCAUUGCCAAAUAAUGAAGAAUCCAAUACAGACCUUCCGAAAGAAGAUAAACAAGAUCAACCGGAUAAAAAACCAAAUUUAAAACCUUCAAAAGACAAAGAAUUAGCAAAAGACAAUCCCAUAGACAACAAUGAAAAAUUAGAUGACAAACCCGCUGAUGACAAGGAAACAUCAGAAGAUAAUCCAGAUAAAAUGUCUGAUGAAAUAGAAGAAAAAACGACACCACAGUCACAAAAACCAAAAAAUAAGCGGCCACAAAGACAGCCACCAAAAAGUAUAUCAUCGAAUAAAAAGAAGCCAACCACUACUACCGAAGCACCUAUAGACGACGAGGAACAAGGAGAAGACAAUCCAAUAGACGAAGAGGAACCAUCAAAUGAAGAACCUGCUGAUGACGAGAAAUCACGAAAAGAUAAUCCUGAUAAAAGUUCUGAUGAGCCAGAGGAUAAACCAACACCACCGACAAAAAAACCAAAAAAUAAACGGUCAGAAACACAGUCACCAAAAACGAAGUCACCGAACAAAAAGAAGCCAACGACUACUACUGAAGUUCCUACAGAUGAAGAGGAACCAACCGAAGACGAUACUGCUGAUGAUGAGGAACCGUCAGAUGACGAACCCAAACUCAAUGAUAACGAGAAACCACCAGAAGAUAAUCCUGAUGAAAAUUCUAAUGAACCAGAGGACAAGCCAACACCACCUUCAAAGAAACCAAAAAAUAAACGGCCGCCAACGCAGGCACCAAAAAAUAAAUCACCGAAUAAAAAGAAGUCAACAACUACUACUGAAGCACCUGUAGAGGAAGAGGAACCAUCAGACGACGAUCCGGCUGAUGAUGAGGAAUCACCAGAAAAUAAUCCUGAUAAAAGUCCUGAUGAGCCAGAGGAUAAACCGACACCACCGACAAAGAAACCUAAGAACAAACGGCCUCAGACACAGUCACCAAAAAGUAAAUCACCGAAUAAAAAGAAGCCAACGACUACUACUGAAACACCUGUAGAUGAAGAGGAACCUACAGAUGAUGAUCCGGUUGAUGACGAAGCCUAUGAUGACGAGGAACCACCAGAAGAUAAUCCUGAUGAAAAUUCUAAUGAACCAGAGGACAAACCAACACCACCUUCAAAGAAACCAAAAAAUAAACGGCCGCCAACGCAGGCACCAAAAAGUAAGUCACCGAACAAAAAGAAGCCAACGACUACUACUGAAACACCUGUAAAUGAAGAGGAACCAAUAGAUGAUGAUCCUGCUGAUGAUGAGAAACCGUCAGAUGAUGAACCCGAAACGAAUGAUGACGAGGAACCACCAGAAGAUAAUCCUGAUGAAAAUUCUAAUGAACCAGAGGACAAGUCAACACCACCUUCAAAGAAACCAAAAAAUAAACGGCCGCCAACGCAGGCACGAAAAAAUAAAUCACCGAAUAAAAAGAAGCCAACAACUACUACUGAAGCACCUGUAGAGGAAGAGGAACCAUCAGACGACGAUCCGGCUGAUGAUGAGGAAUCACCAGAAAAUAAUCCUGAUAAAAGUCCUGAUGAGCCAGAGGAUAAACCGACACCACCGACAAAGAAACCUAAGAACAAACGGCCUCAGACACAGUCACCAAAAAGUAAGUCACCGAACAAAAAGAAGCCAACGACUACUACUGAAGCUCCUGCAGAUGAAGAGGAACCAACAGAUGAUGAUCCUGCUGAUAAUGAGGAACCAUCAGAUGACGAACCCGAACCCAAUGAUGAUGAGGAACCACCAGAAGAUAACCCUGAUAAAAAUUCUAAUGAACCAGAAGACAAACCAACACCACCUUCAAAGAAACCAAAAAAUAAACGGCCACAGACGCAGUCACCAAAAAAUAAAUCAUCAAAGAAAAAGAAGCCAACAACUACUACUGAAGCACCUGCAGAGGAAGAGGAACCAUCAGAUGACGAUCCGGCUGAUAAUGAGGAAUCACCAGAAGAUAGUCCUGAUAAAAAUCCUGAUGAGCCCGAGGAUAAACCGACACCACCGACAAAGAAACCUAAGAACAAACGGCCUCAGACACAGUCACCAAAAAGUAAAUCACUGAACAAAAAGAAGCCAACGACUACUACUGAAGCACCUGCAGAUGAAGAGGAACCACUAGAAGAUGAUAUUGAAGAUUCUUUGGAUGAUCUAGAAGAGCCAGAGCCUACCACACCGGCUCCAAAGAAGCCAACGAAAAACAAACCUACCCGACCGCAUAAAUCUCCAAGUAAAAAGAAACCUACAACGACUACGACUGAAGCGCCUGAAGACACGGAGGAAUCACCGGAAGACAACUCUGAAGAAUAUCCGGAUAACCCACAAGAGCCAGAGCCUACCACACCGUCUCCAAAAAAACCAACGAAAAAGAAACCUACCCGACCGCAUAAAUCUCCAAAUAAAAAGAAACCUACAACGACUACGACUGAAGCGCCUGACGAUAUGGAGGAAUCACCAGAAGACAACUCUGAAGAAUAUCCGGAUAACCCAGAAGAGCCGGAGCCUACCACACCGGCUCCAAAAAAACCAAUAAAAAACAAACCUACCCGACCUCACAAAACGCCAAGUAAAAAGAAACCUACAACGACUACGACUGAAGCGCCUGAAGACACGGAGGAAUCACCGGAAGACAACUCUGAAGAAUAUCCGGAUAAUCCAGAAGAGCCAGAGCCUACCACCCCAUCUCCAAAGAAGCCAACGAAAAACAAACCUACCCGACCUCACAAAACGCCAAGUAAAAAGAAACCUACAACGACUACGACUGAAGCGCCUGAAGACACGGAGGAAUCACCAGAAGACAACUCUGAAGAAUAUCCGGAUAAUCCAGAAGAGCCAGAGCCUACCACCCCAUCUCCAACGAAGCCAACGAAAAAGAAACCUACCCGCCCUCAUAAAACGCCAAAUAAAAAGAAACCUACAACGACUACGACUGAAGCGCCUGAAGACACAGAGGAAUCACCGGAAGAGAACUCUGAAGAAUAUCCGGAUAAUCCAGAAGAGCCAGAGUCUACCACCCCAACUACAAAAAAGCCAACGAAAAAUAGACCUACCCGCCCUCAUAAAACGCCAAGUAAAAAGAAACCUACAACGACUACGACUGAAGCGCCUGAAGACACAGAGGAAUCACCGGAAGAGAACUCUGAAGAAUAUCCGGAUAAUCCAGAAGAGCCAGAGCCUACCACCCCAACUACAAAAAAGCCAACGAAAAAUAGACCUACCCGUCCUCAUAAAUCACCUAAUAAAAAGAAACCUACAACGACUACGACUGAAGCUCCGGCCAAAGAUAAUAGUACUCCAAUCUCUUUUGAUAGCCGUAUAGCUCCAGAUUACGAAGAGACUACUCCGAAUCAAAAUAAACAGAAUUAUUAUCCACAAUAUCCUGAUUAUCCUAAACCGAAUGGGGAUUCUGAAGAUGACGGACAAUAUCAUCCUGAAAAUAAUCCAGGUGAUGAUGGUCAGUAUCAUCCUGGUCAAUAUGAAGGUAACGUAGACGAUAUCGAAAAUCCAGAAUCCGCGUCAGAUCCUAAUAAAAACGGAGGAAACGAAGAAAAUCCAGAACCACGACCAAAUUUAAAUGAACACGAUCAACUUUCAUGGCCAAUGCCUUUAUUCCCAUCUCGUAUCCCAGUUCCAUUUCCUUUUGAACCUAAUAACGACCCAUCACCUUUUCCAUUAGAUCCUUUUAUGAAUCCUUUCUAUCAUCCAGAAUCAAUACCUCCAAAUAAUCAACCAUUCAUUAUACGAUACGCAUCAAAUCCAUUUCUCGCCGAUCUUGUAGCGGAAAUAUUAAAAACUAUGCCACCGAUGUCCCGAGAAAAUAUGUUUCCUGUUAGAAUAAAGGUAACUUCUAAUCAAGAAAACCCAUCAUCUUCGCUGGAACAUUUGUCGCCAUUUAGAAUAAAAUUGACUCCUGGAAAUUCAUUUUUUCCUCCAGCACAGUCAAUGCCGAUCAGAAUAAAUUUAUCUCCUAAUUUAAAUAAUCCUUUUGUUCCAUCUGAAAAUCCUACGCCUAUGAAAAUAAAAAUAUUCUCAAAUUCUAACAAUCCAUUUAUGAUAAAACGAGCUCCAGUGCUAUCACCACAUGAUGAUCCUUGUAAUCGCUGAAGAUUACCAAUUACCAAUUAAGGUCAGCAAUUACCGGUGAUCAAGAUUUAACGAAAUGACUGGUUAAAUUAAUUUAAUGUUGUGAUACUUUUAUAUAAAAAAUGAUGUUUUAAAUGUAAUAUAUGUAUUCGUACUUAACUAUGAUAAUAAAGUAUUUGUUACUACAA
Phymastichus coffea is the source of this 4922-nucleotide messenger RNA. RefSeq names its product proteoglycan 4-like. Lineage: Eukaryota; Metazoa; Arthropoda; Insecta; Hymenoptera; Eulophidae. The transcript is spliced from 3 exons. The coding region runs from base 61 to 4755 and encodes 1564 amino acids. The record is from RefSeq and is a predicted model, not a curated record.